AUGACUGACCCCCAAUCCAAGAAGGCCAAGAUGUUGGAUAAGUCUACACAACCCGAGGAAAUCCCAAGUCUCAAGGCUAACCUUGCAGUUGUUUUCUCUGCGCUUAAAUUCUCGCCUUUCACCCUUGAGCCGACGGAUGAAGCUUUUGCUACAGAAUUGACUACAAGAUACCAAAUAUAUGAUGCAGCUUUCAAUGGCCAAUUACACCCUAGUAAUACUGCCCCCCUCAUAUGCUACAUCGAUGGACAGACUCUGCGAAUCAACCGCAUCCUUGUGGACGCAGCGCCCUCUGGGGCAGGCGCCCGUUAUCAAAAAGGCAUCGCGGAUGUCAUAAUCGCUCUGUACCAGCUUCGCGCUAAAUUUGUGAAGCUGAAGAGCCUCCAGUAG
This is a messenger RNA of Penicillium odoratum, 387 nucleotides long. RefSeq lists its product as uncharacterized. Lineage: Eukaryota; Fungi; Ascomycota; Eurotiomycetes; Eurotiales; Aspergillaceae. The record is from RefSeq and is a predicted model, not a curated record. The transcript has a single exon. The coding region runs from base 1 to 387 and encodes 128 amino acids.